Molecule: messenger RNA, 18250 nt
Organism: Xyrichtys novacula (pearly razorfish)
Lineage: Eukaryota; Metazoa; Chordata; Actinopteri; Labriformes; Labridae
Source: the annotation of a GenBank genome assembly
AUGGAUGGAGCUACGGCUAACGUGAAUGCAGAGUCCGAGAUGCUAACCGAGACAAGAAAGCUCCGGCAGGAGAACAGUAAGUGCCAUGCAGAAACAAAAACCUCACUGAACAGACUGGAGGCAUCCGUGACUGAAAUAAAACAGAGAAUGGACAUGCUAGAUAAGAGAGUGACCACAGCAGAGCAAAGAGUGAGUAAUGCUGAAGAUGCUAGCUUGCGACAUCAAAGGGCACUGUCCUAUCUGCUACAGAGGGAGGCUUUCUUGGCUGCCAAAUGUGAUCAAUUGGAGAACCAACAACCUCGUGAUAGCAUAAGACUAUACGAGAUUUCUGAAGGAGCUGAGUCAAACGACAUGUCCACUUUUAUAAAAGAAUUCCUAUGUGCAAAAGUGGAGCUAGAUGAGGAGCUGGAAGUCAGAAUUGCAAGAGCACACAGAUCUCUCGGGCCUAAACCAACAGAUCCAUCUGCACCUCCCAGAUCCAUAAUUGUCAAAUUUCUGGAUCAUGGUGUUAAGCAGACAAUCCUGCAUCAAGCAUGGAAACAAGGAAAUAUCCAGCAUGAUGGAAAGAAAGUUAUCUUCGAUCAUGACUACUCACAAAGUCUCCAGAAAAAGAGGAAAGCUGUGUGGGAAGUGAUUAAAAAGUUGAAAGAUAAGAACAUUAAAGCCCGCACAAUCUACCCUGCCCAAAUAAAGAUAGCACUGGACUCAGGAGACAAGAUCUUCCCCUCUCUGCUGGAUGCACAAGCAACACUGAAGGACUUUGGAGUUGAAGUGGACGUGGACGAACGAGACCAAGUCGAAAGGGAACUGAUACCGACCACUUGGAAGACUCAACGUGGGAAAAGAAGGAACAGUAGGCUAAAUCUUGAGGAUGUCAAGUCCAUCGUGUACUAGGUCAGCUAAAUGGAAUAAUUGACAUUGUUUGAUCCUAUCUGCUGAUGCUGGAGAGGACAGUGAGGUACUUGGCAACAUUGACACCCACAAUAGGGCGUCUAGGAGGACAGUAAGUUAUCUGAAUGACCAAUGUGCUAUAGCUGGAUCAUUUGUUCGUCAUACUAAGACUAAAAACAAAAAAAAAGAGGAAAAACAUGGGCAUUAGUUAUUGAGAGAUACUUGACUGGGGGGAGUGCCAGGGGUGGGGGACGUCAGCUGAAGUUGUAUAUUUACUGAUGUCAGGCUUCAAGCCUAGACACGUUUUUUGUUACUCUAAUGUUUUUUGACAUAUGUAUGUGUAUGUAUGUAUGUAUAUAUAUGUGUGUGUAUGUAUGUACACAUAUGUAUAUAUGUAUAUAUAUAUUCUCGCUUCAAGGGGGACAACAAAAUAAUGACAGUGGUUUUGUGUUAAGAUGUUUAAGUAAGAUUGAGGGAUGGAGGGGAUUUCGGCACUCUCCUUACUAUGUCAUCUAAUUUAUUUCUAAGUGGGUUUAGGCGGGUGGGGGGAGCCCUGAAGGCAUGCUCUGUGAGUAAUGCAACUUAAACAACGCGACAAAGAGGAUAUCCGGUGGAGGUCCGUUGUAACUGCACUUAGUGCAACUUUGAUGCCCAGGAUGCUCCAUCAGUGUUUUUUGUCUGGUGUCUCUGUUUUUUGGAUGGAGCAUUCUAUGGGGGUUUUUGAGGUCUACCAUUGUUUAUUAGGAGACCCUUCUUUUUGUUUUUUGUUUUUGUUUCAUUUAAUUUUUUCCGGCAAACACUCAAGGAAAGGACAGGCUUUUGAAUUUAAUCCUACUCUCCCAGGCAUGGCAGAAACACCGUGGCAUGGCCGUAUAAAUUUUUUUUUUGAUAUACUAUGAGCAAUUAGAAUUUUGUUACCUAUAAUGUAAAAGGGAUUAAUAAUCCCAUAAAGAGAAAGAAAAUCAUUAGUCAACUGAAGAAGCUAGACUGCUCGGUAGCAUUAUUACAGGAGACACAUCUUGAAGAUAAAGAACACAAAAAACUAAAAAGAGAAUGGAUUGGACAGGUAUUUAGUGCAUCAUAUGAUAAAGGGAAAAAAAGGGGAGUGGCUAUACUGUGUCAUAAAAAGGUGUGUUUUGUGCCAGAAAUAAUACAUGAUGAUGGGAAGGGAAGGGUUAUCUUAGUGGUCGGUACAAUUGGAAGUAUGUAUUUGACCAUUCUAAAUUUAUACGCGCCAAAUGAAGAAGACCCCAAUUUCUUUAGAGAGAUUGCCUCAUUACUAGCGAAAAAUGCAAAAGGAAUGAUUAUUGCAGGAGGGGACUACAACGCAGUCGUGAACCAGCAGAUUGAAGGAAAUCCCUCCGUGGCCAGCCCAAAAUCACAAAAAACAACUGCACUAUGUGGUGUGUUAGGGGAAUUGGGAUUAGUAGAUAUCUGGCGACUAAAACAUCCAAGGGAAAGAGACUUCACUUUUUUUUCGAGGGUUCACAAAAGCCACUCCCGCAUUGAUAUGUUCUGUGUCUCAAAACAAGAUGCACAUAAAAUAAUUAGCUGCCAUAUUGAACCCAUAACUAUCUCAGACCACAGCCCAGUGGUUUUGACAGUAAACAUGGACUCAGAUAGACGUCACAAAUAUUGGAGAUUGAAUGUCUCCCUAUUGAACAACCCAGAAGUGGUACAAAAAAUAAAGGCUGAAAUUCAGAAUUAUUUAGAACUGAAUGAUAAUGGAGAAGUCUCCCCAUCUACCUUAUGGGAAGCAGCAAAAGUGGUGAUAAGGGGCAAAAUAAUAGCCAUCUCCUUGACCCUUAAAAAGGAUAGGGAGAAAAAACAAUUACAACUAGAAGAAAAUAUAAAGGAACUAGAAAAGGAACAUAAAAGAACAGGUUGCGAGGAGGUUUUGCGAACUCUUGACCAGUAUAGAAGGGAAUUAAAUGAUUUGCUGACAUUCAAGGCAGAAGGUGCAUUAUGGUUCACUAAUCAAAAAUACUCUGAAUCAGGAAACAGAGCGAGCCGAUUAUUAGCGUUCCAACUGCGCAAGGCACAAGCAAGCAGGACGGUGGCAAAAAUGGUAGACCCGGUUUCUAACAGUUUAGUUUCACACCUCAAAGAUAUCGCAGGAGCUUUUUCUGCAUUUUACAAAAAACUAUACGACUCCCCAAUGGUUGAGAAUAAGGAAGAGAAAAUUAGAACACUAAUGGGGAAAAUCUAUUUGCCCAAAUUAAGCGAAGAAGAGUCACGAUCUAUGGUAGACCCAAUUACAAAAGAAGAAAUUGAGGAUGUGAUAAAAAGCUUAAAAAACAACAAAUCUCCAGGAGUAGAUGGCUUCCCGGGGGAAUUUUAUAAGUGUUUUGUGAAAGAGAUCAGUCCCCUUUUACAGAGGGUAUUUCAUCAUGCCCUUGGGGAAAAGGAGCCUCCUAAGAGUUGGUCAGAGGCAAUUCUCACUGUGAUCCACAAAGAGGGGAAGGAUCCCACUUUCUGUGCCUCAUAUAGGCCUAUAAGCCUAUUAUGCAAUGAUGUGAAGAUACUGAGCUCUAUUAUGGCUAGAAGAAUACAGAAGUGCAUCACAAAAAUAAUCAACCCAGAUCAGACAGGCUUCAUGCCUGGACGUCAAGGAAUACAUAAUAUAAGGAGAACAUUGAACGUAAUAUCUAUAGCUCGUAAAAGUAAACAAACCUCUAUGCUCCUGAGCCUAGAUGCGGAGAAAGCCUUUGACAGACUAGAUUUGCAAUACUUGGAACAUGCUUUGGACAAAAUGGGAUUUCAUUCAAAUUUCAUUGACUGGAUCAAAGUUCUGUACUCUGAUCCAGUAUCAAAAGUUAGAGUCAAAGAGUGAUAGAGUGAUCAAUUUAAGUGGAGGAGAGGGGCAAGACAGGGAUGCCCACUAUCGCCGUUGCUCUUUGCGAUAGGCAUAGAGGUUUUAGCAGAGCUAAUAAGGGGAAAUCCGAAUAUAUCUGGAAUAUCAAACAGUUGCAAGCCACAUGUUAUAUCAUUAUAUGCAGACGACGUCAUUCUAUAUGUUAGUAAUCCCUUAGAGUCAAUCCCAGUGAUUAUGGACUGCUUAGGCGAGUUUGGUACAGUGUCGGGAUACAAAGUCAACGAAUCUAAAUCAGAAGCAAUGAUGCUGGUCGGGGAGUUCCCACCCCAGUUGGCGGGGAAGCUCGCAUUUAACUGGUCACCCCAGGGUUUUAGAUACUUAGGGAUUAAGAUAACACCAGACACUUCAAAACUAUACAAAGCCAACUAUGGCAGAUUAAUAGACCAAAUAAAAUCGGAUCUGGCACGCUGGGAGAUUCUCCCGCUUUCGUUGUUUGGCAGGAUUGAAACGAUUAGGAUGAACAUUCUACCCAGGCUGUUGUCUCUUUUCCAGGCAUUGCCUGUCUGGAUUCCUGAAUCCGUGUUUAAAUCACUAGAUAAAAUGAUGUCUACAUUUUUAUGGCAAAAGAGGAAACCAAGGAUCAAAUGGAAAAUGCUAAAUUACCCAAAAGAACAAGGAGGACUCAACCUCCCAAACCUGAGACAUUAUUACUGGGCGGCACAGCUGAACGGAAUGGUUGAAUGGAUAAAGCAGGAUAACGAUACAAACUGGCUAGACCUGGAAAGAAACUCAUGUCCAAGGGUUCCUCUUGAGUCAUUACCCUCUUUGGAGUUAAAAAAGUGGAAUAAUCUUAAAUUGAAUAACGAAUGGAUGAGUUGUACUUACAAAGUCUGGUCUUUGGUGAGGGAAAAAUGUAAGAUGUCUUUAUCAAUAUCAAGAGCCACCAGAAUAGAUAAGAACGAGGAGUUUAAACCAAGCAAACUGGACUCUGGGUUUAAAGUAUGGAUAGACAAAGGACUUGUCACAAUACACCAGCUGCUUGAAGGGGAUUCUAUUAAAUCAUUCAAAAAGUUAUAAGAUAAAUUUGGGUUGGAUACAAAAGACUUUUACAAAUAUCUACAGGUGAGAAGCUAUUUACUUUCAAAUAAGGACUGGGAGACUAUCAGGCGACCUCCGACCCCUCUGGAACUAUUUUUGAUUAGGACAACAGAUGAGAAAAAGGGGAAUAAAGUUAUCUCACAAAUAUAUAGCUGUCUGCAGUCCCUCACCUCAGGGAAUACAAUGGAAAUAAAAGCAAAAUGGGAAGUGGAAAUGACUGUCAAUAUAGAGGACGAGGAAUGGGAGACAGCCUGUGAAGGAGGUCACAAAAUCACAAACAGCCCACAGUGGAAAGAAUUUAAUUGGAAAUUAAAAAUGAGAUACUUCAGAACACCUUCUAUGAUAUCCAAAUUUGAUAAAAACAGCUCAGAGUUGUGUUGGAGGGACUGUAAGCGGAUUGGUGACCACACCCAUAUUUUCUGGGAUUGCCCUAAACUGAAAACAUACUGGGAGGGAAUACGCAGAGAAAUAUUGGCUAUUCUGAACAUAGACUUGCCACUAGAUCCAAAAGUGUAUAUAAUUGGAGCGGUUCCAAAGGGGUUCGCUAGUAAACACGUAUUACACAUUCUACACAUUCUCUUACUGGUUGCAAGAAAGAUGAUCACCCUAUCAUGGCUGCGACCAUUACCACCUACAAUCAAUCAAUGGCAUGAGAGGUUGUUAAAAGUAUGUAAUAUGGAAAAGAUCACUGCGAUGCUUCAGAUGAAGUACGACACAUUUCUAAAAAACUGGGCCCCACUGAUACAAUACCUUAAGCUUUCUAUAUGAGGGUAAACAUACAAGCUAUGCUAACACUGAGCAAGACAAAGUUGUAAACUCCUAAUUCGAAGCCUGCCCCAUGUGUAUUCCCAUUCAAAGUAUCAAUUUACUUAAAAUGUUUGCCGUGUUUUUUUUUGUUUUGUUUUGUUUGUUUUCUGUGCGCUAGUUUUUCGUUCUGUGUCGAUGCUCUAUGUUCUUAUUAUUAUUUUACUGUGGUUUGUUUGCUUGCUGAGAGAUGUCUUAUACUUUGUAAUUGUAUUGCAACAUAACGGCAAAUAAACACCUUUGUUAAAAAAAAAAAAUAAUGCAAUCAAACAGGCUAGAAGAGACCACUUUUCAAAAUUAAUAAAUGAAAAUCAAAAUAACCCACAGAAACUUUUUUUCAACUAUAGACCGUUUAAUCAACCCUGUUUUUAACCAACCUUAUAAUUCGAACCUGUCAGGUGACAACCUUGCAGUCCACUUCAGCAGUAAAAUAAGUUUUAUCAGAUCAAAAUUUUUACUUUCUCAGCAUUUUAGUUUUUAUCCCUCAAAACCUUUGCUUUUAAAUGAGGAAACACUGGAGAGUUUUGUCCUGGUUGAUGCUUAGAUGCUUGAAAAAGCUUUUAAACAACUCAAAACCACUACCUGUCUUUUGGACCAUAUCCCAGCAUCCCUUUUUAAAAGCUUUUAUGACUUUUUCAAGCACGAUUUUCUUACCAUUUUAAAUUACUCUCUUCAAACAGGUGUAUUCCCCUCUGCUUUUAAAACUUCUUCUACUAAACCUAUUCUGAAGAGAAGCAAUUUGGAUGCAUCAGUACUUGGUGACUAUAGUCCUGUAUCCAAUUUGCCAUUUUUAAGUAAAAUUUUAGGAAAGAUAGUUUUAAACCAGUUAAAUGAUUUUAUCAAUCACAGAAAUAUUUAUUAAAUUUAUCAAUCGGGUUUUAGGAAAAAUCACAGUACAGAGACUGCGCUAGUUAAAAUUAUAAAUGACCUCAGGUACCACAUGGAUAAGAAGCUACCAGCUGUUUUGGUUUUGUUGGACCUGAGCAGCUUUUGAUACAGUUGACCAUAAAAUUCUUUUAGAUAGACUAUGUAAUUUUAUUGGCAUCUCUGGCACAGUUUUUAACUGGUUUGAAUCUUAUCUUAGUGACAGACAAUUUUACGUGAACCUUGGGGAUCGCUCAUCUAAAUGUUUUGACAUGAGGGUAUGGUGUUCCCCAAGGUUCCAUUUUCGGCCCCACUCUUUCUAAACUUUAUAUGCUACCUUUAGGGAAUGUCAUCAGGAGGCAUGGCAUCAAUUUCCACAGCUAUGCUGAUGACACACAACUUUAUGUUGCCGUGUCUCCUGAUGACACAGGGCCACUCAAUGCCCUUUUUAACUGCAUUUUAGACAUUAAAUCAUGGAUGGCUGAGAACUUUUUACUGCUCAACCAGGACAAAACUCAGGUUUUAGUCAUUGGGACAGGGGACAAGAAAGAGAAACUGGUCAGCAAACUCAAAGCAUUAUCGUUUAAUCCAAGUCAACAAGCCAAAAAUUUUGGAGUUUUAUUUGAUUCAGGAUUGAGCUUUGAGCCUCACAUACGAGAUAUCACCAAGAAGGCAUUUUAUCAUUUAAAAAACAUAGCCCAAGUGCGACCAUUUCUCUCUCAAGGCAAUGCAGAGACAUUAAUUCAUGCUUUUAUCAUUUGUAGAAUAGAUUAUUGUAAUGCCCUCCUUUCUGGUCUCCCCAAAAAGAAAAUUUCACACCUGCAAUUACUACAAAAUUCAGCUGCACAGAUGUUAACAGGGACCAGAAAGAGAGAUCGUGGUAGAGGUAGUAGAAGAAGUAGUGAAAGUAGAAAUAGUAGCAAUAGUAGUUGAAGUAGAAGUCAAAGUACUAGUUUAAUUGAUAUUAGCAGUAAUUGUAGUAGAAGAAGUGGGAGUUUGUUUGAAGGUUUGAAUAAUGCAUGAAUAAAAAACUAAUCCAAAACAGGGAAAAUUUAAAUAAUUAAAAAUCCUCAAGUAUUAAAAAGUUUUGAAGUAUCAGAAAAGGUUUGAGUCAGUUUGAAUGAGGUUUAAUUUGUUUGAAGAAUUGAACAAUGCAUUACAACUGAGUGAUUAUAAAAUGGGGAAAAUUCAAAUUAAUAAAAAUCCUGAGUACACCCCAUAAUGUCCUCAAUGAGCUGAAAUUUUGAAGCCCUGAAUGGUUUCUGUAGUUCAAAGUUUGUGGGAGGAGAUAGGGGCCGAAGUUUGUCAAGCGCUCUAGUAAAGGUAUAAAAAUGUAACCCCCAGUGCUCUGUGUACUGAGCCUGGCUUCAUGUGUCUCAUAUAGCCAUUAGAAGCAGCUUUCCAGUCAGCUGUGUGUCUCCAGAUGCGCUAAUUGGUUGCCAUGGGGAAGGUAGAAGCAUCACUACAGAAGGAGAUAGGAGGCUUGAAGCUGAGGAAACAGCUCUCCAGCUACAUCCUAAUGCUUUUCUUCUGUAACUGCUGUAUUCCUAAUAAGGAGCUUAUUAGAACCGCAUGAUUCUGUUGAACACGUUGAUACAAUUAAUUAACAAAAUCCUGAAUACAUCCCAUAGUGUCCUUAAUAAGCUGAAUUUCUGGAGCCAAGAAUAGUUUCUGUAGCUCAAAGUUUGUAGGUGGAGAUAGGUGAUAAAGCAGACUCAUGGUCAAAGUGUGUGCAUGUAGAUCUCAUAGACAGAGAGACACUCACACACAUAUUUACUGUGUGUACAUGCAGGUGUCACAGACAGAGAGAGACACACGCACACACAUUGUCAGAGUGUGAGUGUGUGUGUGUGUGUGUAUGUGUGUGUAACUGUUUAUCAAUGCAUCCUAAACAGAUCAAAGGACCAACUAACCAACAUUUUGAAUGAGAAGCUGCCUGACUGCAGUGAAUUUAGGGCCUCUGAACUUCUUCACAUAGCACGAUUUCCUUAAAUCUUAGAAUGAAAAUAAGAACAUCAUAGGAAUCCUGAAACCUUAAAGAAUACAAUUAUGUGUUUUUCAUGUCUGGUUUAGAUAGAUAGAUAGAUAGAUAGAUAGAAUUUUAUUGUCAUUGUGACCAUCACAAUGAAAUUAAAAAGUGCUAUUACAGUCAGUGCAUUACAAAAAGAGACAAUAAAACAUUAGACAGUAAUAUCAGUAAAGCCAGUGCAGAGUUAAAAGUAAAAGAACUAAAACUGCAUAAAUACAUAAGCAACACAUCAUCUGGCUUUCAUGGAGGCAUUGAUGGAAUGAACAGUAUUUGGGAAAAAAAUGUUUUGCAGUCUUUUUGUCCUGGCUUUGAUGGCCCUGUACCAUCUGCCUGACAGCAGUGGCUCAGACAGGGUUUACAGAGGGGAGUGUAUACAGGGAUGAGUUGAAUUAAGUUGUGAUCUGACUUGCCCAGAUGUGGAGCAGAUCUGGCCCUGUAAGAUAAGAUAAGAUAAGAUAAGAUAAGAUAAGAUAAAAUAAGAUAAAAAGAACUCCCCGAAGAAAUUCAAUUGUCUGUCGUCUCACUUGUCAUGUCUCUAAAAAUCAUCUACUAUUUACACAACAGUUAUGUAGCCCUGCUUGAUGUUAGUGUAGACCUUGUAGACCUAGUAAUCAAACGUUGAAUCAGUCUCAAACAGAUUUAAAUCAAUCUCAAAUCUGAGGCCGGAAUUCUCAUUUCAGGGACUUCACUUCUGGAAGGACCAUUAAGAGACGACAACUUAAAAUAAAAUGGACAAUUUAUUGAUGAAUGCUCUAUGAUAAUAUGACUUCAAUAAAUGAUGAUCAAAUAAUAAAAAAAUUAAAGAACAUCUAAUGAAUAAAUGAAAGAAUGGUUUGAACUGAAGCUAAGACUGGAGGUUAAUGAUAGUGAGUGAAUAAGGAAAAAUUUAACCUACGUUAACGGAGUUACGAGAAUAAAUUUUGAAGAGGAAUUUGGAGAAACUAAACUAUAAUAAGAAAAAUAAGCUACUGAACGCUUGACAGCAUCACCCAGUUGAUACAGCAGUUUCAAGGAGUUUGCCUACUUAUUUUGAUGUCGGUUCUCAGCGGCACUCUUGGAAUGGAUGGGCUGAAGUUCUUUGGCUACCGGACCGGAUGCUGAAGGUUUGGCGAGGAGUUCUCAGCUGUAAAAUUACAAGACGAUGGACAGAGACAAAAGCGCUAAGACGUUAAAACAAGAAGAGGGUGGAAAACACCCAAGAGUCCACAAAACACAAGAAGCAAAAAACAAGAGAGAGGGUGGCAAAAGCUUAGCUUUUUUAAGCAGUUUACGUGGAGCGUGAACCAAAAGAGUGGGGGCACUCAUGCACUCUUUCUUCUUUUGCAGGCCCAUCGGCUGGCAGCGAAUUAAACUUAACUUGCGAUAUUAAAAGUGAAAAAAAUUUACUCACUAUGAUUAAAGCCAUUUAUAAAAUCACAUAUGAUCACGUUUCACUUCACUUUCUCAUGAGCAGAUGCAUCAAACCAUAACAUUUAACGUAAAGUAAACUUUGAUCAGUCGUUUUCUUGAUAAUCUGUAACCAGAGGAUUAACGACUCUGAAAUUUAUAGAGGGAUAGAAAACCAAAUUAUCUUUUCAUACAGAAACACCAUCAAGCAUAAGAAACACAUACGUGAUAAUACUUAAUAACAAUAUAACCUUGUCAAUCAAUACUUAGUAAAUGAUUAACAUAUAUAUUCUGGUGAGGUAGAUAAAAACAUAAAAACAACCUUAAAAACGUUUAAACCACUCUUAACUCAAGUAUAAAAGAGUUUUCAGUUACUACUUCUAAAAUUGCUAACCUAUCAUGAGAAUACCAUUUACUAAGCUACAAAGUAUAUAAAAAUGCACAUAAUUUGUGAAGUUAACAGUUUGGCUUGUAGACACACAAGACAAAUGGGACAAAGACUGUUUUAUUGAUGAUGUGGUGUACAGAUAGUAAAUCCUGGUGAAGUGUCCAUUAAACCAGAAAUUAAACCAUUUUCAGCCAUUUUCUUCCUUCUGCACCUAGAGAGAGUCACAGGAAAAACACAGUCACUUAGAGAAUUUAUGGCAGGGGUCUGUUCCACGGAUUGGCGCCAAACUGCAGCCUUGGAGAGUUUCUCAUGAUCUUUUGGGUCAAUCCUGAAACUGAGGUGUCCACUAUGAGCUAUCCCAGCCAAGGUGAGAGGCUGAAUGUUUAUUUGGUCUGGGAGUCCGGCCGUUGAUAAGCAACUUGUCUCUUUGAAGUGGAAAAGAUUCACCAUCAGCCUUUGGGAGAGGACCCCUCGGUUCUGUCCUGGAUCGUAAAAGGCCAUAACUUAGAUGUGAACGUUAUUCCCAUCUCCUCUCCUAAUCAGGGGAGCCUGCAUUCCUUAGUGGGUGAAUUAAAAGUGGAAAAGCAGAAACCAGUCGUCUCUGUUACAGAGGGCAGAGCUAGCAUUAGCAUCUGGUGGAAUGUAAACAGCCAUUAGCAGGACCCCAGUAAACUCCAGAGGAAGGUAGUAUGGCCGGCAUUUCACUGUCAAAUAUUCCAGGUCAGGGGAACAGUGACUGUCCAUUGUUGCUGUCUUAUUACACCAGUCGUUGUUGAUGUACAUACACAAGCCACCUCCUUUGCUCAUAACGGAGUCGCUAGUCUCUCUGUAUUAUCUAUAAUUGUUGUAAUUUUUGCUGGAUUUUUUUCAUAUUUUUGUUGUCUUUUUGUUGGCUGCUGAUGGAUACUUCUGCUGGGUGAAUAGUUUACUCAAGAGAAGCGCUUCUUUCAUUAAGGAAAGGCAAAUCUGGAUACAAUUCCAGAGGACAUAAGGAGGUGUUAUUGUGGUUGCUGUGCUGGUGCAAAGGUGAAGGCAAAGCUGAUUGCUAGGAGGUGGCGAUAUAAACCCUUUUUUCCAUCAAUCAUCAUGGGAAAUGUCAACUCUCUGCCCAACAAAAGCGAUGAGCUGAAGAUAUUGGUGAAGACUGAGAAAGCAUACCAUGAGUGCAGUCUCCUGUGUUUUACUGAAACCUGGUUGAAUCAAAACAACUCUGACUCCAGUGUGGAUCUACCUGGCUUCACUCUCAUAACGUCAGACAGAGAUGCUGAAGCUAGUGGCAAGAAGAAAGGAGGUGGUCAGGCUUUAUUUGUCAACCAGAGAUGGUGUAACCCUUCACACAUAACUGUCAAGGAGAAGUUGUGUUGACCAGAUAUUGAACUGUUGGCAGUUGCUCUCCGGCCAUAUUACAUUCCAAGAGAAUUCAGUCAUAUCAUAAAAAUAGUUGUUUACAUCCUAUCCAAAUCAACCGCAGAUACUCCAUGCACUCUUUUGCAUAAUAGUGUUGCCAGGCUACAGACCUAACACCCGGAGGCACUAAUAGUAAUAUCAGGAGACUUCAACCAUGUCAUCCUCUCCCCUCACCUGACUGGAUUUACACAGUUUGUGAACUGUCCUACCAGAGAAAACAAAACCCUGGAUCUGCUGUAUGCCAACCUCAAAGAAGCCUACAGAUCCACUGCCUUACCACCACUGGGCAAGUCAGAUCAUAACUUGGUCUAUCUGCAAACCUCUAACAGACCUUGUGUACUGAGGCAGCAUGUGACCAAAGUCAAAAUCAGAAGAUGGACACCUCAAGCUAGUGAAGCUCUAAGGGACUGUUUUAAAUCAACAGACUGGAAUGUGCUGCUGGAAACAGAUGUGGAUAGUAUGAACAUUGACAAACAGGUUGACUGCUUUACUGAUUAUGUCAACUUCUGUAGAGUUACACAGUUAUGCCCACAAAGACUGUUCGCUGUUUCCCCAACAACAAACCCUGGAUCACAAGAGACAUAAAGGCAAUCCUUAACCAGAAAAAGAAAGCUUUUAAAGAUGAUGACAAAGAACGACUCAAACAAGUGCAACAAGAGUUGAAGAGGAGACUGAAGAUGGCAAAGCUGGAAUACAAAAAGAAGAUACAGAGGAAUCUACAACACAGCAACAUCUGUGAAGUGUGGAGAGGAAUCAGUACCAUCUCUGGACACAGCAAUAAAAAAAAGACAGCCAGUGGUGGGUGAUCUGGAAAGAGCUGAUGAACUCAACCUGUUCUUUCACAGAUUUGACACUGCUGUCACACCCACUUCCACUGCUGCUCCAUCUUCCUCUCUGCAACAAAUCUCCACUACAACUUCUCCCCUUCCUCCUCCAUCUCAUUUAAAUGUCUCAACCACUUCAACUGCCUCCCUCCUAGAACACCAGUCCUUGUCUUUCACAGAAACAGAGGUGAGGUUGGAGCUUGGAAGACUUUGCCCUGGGAAGGCAGCUGGUCCAGAUGGUGUAUGUCCAAGGCUGCUUAAAGACUGUGCUGCAGAACUGUGUCAGCCUCUCCACAAGAUCUUCAACCUGAGUCUACGGCUGGGGUGGUUAUCUGCUGUGUGGAAAACAUCCUGCAUUGUGCCAGUACCAAAAACAAAAUGUCCUGCUGAACUCAAUGACUACAGACCAGUGGCCCUCACUCGACACAUCAUGAAAACCCUGGAGCGGCUGAUUCUACGCCUUCUAAGGUCUGAGGUCAAAGACAAACUGGAUUCCCUUCAGUUUGCAAACAAAGAACACAUUGAAGUAGAUGAUGCUGUCCUCUACAUGCUUCACCAUGUCCUGUCUCAUCUGGAGGAACCUGGGGUUUAUGUGAGGAUCAUGUUCUUUGACUUUUCAAGUGCAUUCAACAUCAUCCAACCCACCAUACUCAAAGACAAGCUCACGGAGAUGGGAGUGGAUCCUUCCUGUGUUUCCUGGAUCACAGAUUACCUGACAGGAAGGCCAGAGUGAGGAACUGUGUUUCUGGGACAUUAAUGACCAGUACAGGGGCUUCACAAGGGACAGUGCUGGUGCCAUUCCUGUUCACACUGUAUACGUCAGACUUCAAAUACAGCACUGAGUCCUGCCACAUCCAGAAAUACGCAGAUGACACUGCUAAUCGUUGCAUUUAUCAGAAAUUGAUAAGAAGCUGAGUACAGUGAUCUGAUAAGAGCCUUCAGUGACUGGAGUCACAAAAACUGCAUCCUCCUCAACACCUCAAAGACAAAGGAGGUGAUUAUAGACUGCCGUAGAUCUAAACCCUCUCUUCAGCCAGUGAACACCCGUGGAGUGGGCAUUGAAGUGAUUACAUCAUAUGAAUACCUAGGUGUAGAUCUGGAUAAUAAGUUGGACUGGUCUAAGAAUAUAGACCUCAUCUACAGAAAGGGGCAGAUCCGCCUCUUUUGCCUGAGAAGACUCCGAUCUAUAGACAUCUGUAGUAAGAUGCUGCAGAUAUUUUACUGGUCUGUGGUGGCAAGUGUUCUGUUUUGUGCUGCGGUCUGCUUGGGAGGAAGCAUCAAACACAAAGAUGCAAGACGUCUGAAAAAACUGGUGAAAAAGGCUGGCUCUGUGGUUGGAUUCAAGCUGGACUCAGUGGGGGAUGUGGUGGAGAGAUCUACACUGAGGAAGGUGGAGACUAUUUUAAAGAACAUGAAUCACCCACUUCACAACACCUUGAUGGACCAAAGGGCCAAUAGUGGUGGAUGGCUCCUCUCUCUUAGCUGCAGGACAGAAAGAUUCAGAAGAUCUUUUGUACCCACAGCCAUUAGACUGUACAACUCUUCUGUAAAUAGUAGAUGACUUUUAGAGACAUGAAAAAUGUGACAACAGACAACUGAAUUUCCCUUCAAGGAUUCAUAAAGUUCUUCACAUUCUUAUUCUUAUUGUUAGUCCUGUCAAGGCGGCAUGUUGUGUAUCAUGCUAGCUUGAUCCCGGAUUCCGGGAUGGAUGAAUGGAGCCAAGUUUAGGUAAGGAGUAAAACACAAUCCUUGGUGAAGUUGUUCGACGCUGCAUUUUGUUGGUGAGUGAUUUCACAUUUGCGAGGGAGAGGCUGGGGAGCUGUGUUUUUUGUGGCCGCUUCCUUAGCCGGGCUAGGGCACCCGCCCUGCAUCCCUGCUUCUGUUUACGAUCCCGGCGUCGCUUACGUCUCCACUUCGCUGGGAUUGUGAUCCAUUGCGAGCAGGCGUCCCUUGAUAUGAACUCUGGGAUGUUGUAUGAACGGGCGGAUUCUGCUGUGAUACUCCUCACCCACAUGACUCCGAUAUUUAACAGAUCUGUUAUGGACAGUAAUUUGUUUUGAGUGUUUUCUUUAUGUUUAUUGUUUUCUGUGGUAAAGUAGCAGUUUAGUUCGGCGAUGACGUCACUUCCUGCGCAAACCGGAAGUUGUCGCAGAUCGGGACUCGCAAACAGGCGGCCGACAGGGCGUUUAUGGAGUGUUUUCCUCAUUAUCCUCCGUGGUUUCACAAGUCUGUUAAGACGCAUUGUCUGUGAGUAUGUGUUUAUAUGGUUUACAUUGAUGUUAAGAGUGAAUUAUUUGGCGAUUUAUGUCUGAAACUCAUGUCUAUUUUAUAAUGUUUUGUAUUGCAGUUUCACACUGGUUCAGUAAAAAGUCAAACAAGUCCCGGCUUCAACUGCAUUUAUUGAAUCACGUGUUUAACUGUCUGGAUAACCGCUGGUGAGACCAGUACAGUGUGUCUUGGGGGAGCACACAGACCGGCUCAAGUGAACACCUUCAAGACCACAGUUUUGGAAAAUGGCCGUCCCACUUACCUUGAACCAUGUACCAGCAAGGUCCAAGUAAAGGAGAACUUCAACUCCCAGCCCCUCAGUACAGCCCAAAUCACAAAUCGGUCUCUAACACAUGCCGAGAGAGUCUGGGCGAGUCAGUCUUCCAUCAGUCUGCCAAAGACCAUCAACUUGGACCAUCUAUGGAAGAUUGGACCUUUCUUCAGUUAAUGGAAGAAGAGUGUUAUCAAGAUAGUUCUAACAGUUGGGCUGCUCCUCUGCCCUUUCGUUCGCCAAGGAGACAGCUGCCCAACAACAGAGACUAUGCCUGCCGUCGCCUCUCUUCUCUUUGCCGAACACUAGAGAGGUGGGCGAUGAAGGCCCAGUACCUUGAGUUCAUGAAGAAGCUGCUCGACAACAACCAUGCUGAAGUUGCUCCACCACUUCCUGCUGGCCAAGAGUGUUGGUAUCUUCCAUCGUUUGGGGUCUAUUAUCCCAGGAAGCCAGAGCAAAUCUGUGUGGUCUUCGACUCCAGUGCUCCUUUUGAGGGAAUAUCUCUGAACGAUGUGUUGCUUUCUGGUCCUGAUCUCAACAACAGCGUGCUGGGCGUCCUCCUAAGGUUCAGGAAAGAUCUUGUGGCCGUCACCGCAGACAUUGAACACAUGUUCCAUUGUUUCGUGGUUCGGGAAGACCACAGGGAUUAUCUCCGCUUCUUGUGGUACCGCAACAAUGACCCAAGCCAAGACAUCAUAGACUACAGAAUGUGCGUGCAUGUUUUUGGUAACAGCCCAUCGCAAUCUAUGGUCUCAGAAGAGCAGCCAAGCAAGGAGAGGGAGAGUUCGGCAGUGAUGCCAGACAAUACGUAGAGCGAGACUUCUAUGUGGACGAUGGACUACGGUCUUUCUCUACAGAAGAGGAUGCUAUCGGUAUCAUCAAGCGAGCUCAGAAAAUGCUUUCCAUGUCUAACCUUCGGCUACACAAGAUAGCUUCCAACAGACUUGCAGUCAUCGAGGCCUUUCCUCCCAAGGACCGCGCAAAAGAAAUUAAAAACCUGAACCUUCUCACCAACGAUCUCUCUUUACAGCAGAGCCUUGGAGUGUCUUGGGAUAUUGUUACAGACACCAUUCACUUUUCAGAUCUCAGACGAUGAGAAACCAUACACCAAAAGAGGAGUUUUAUCAAUGGUCAACAGCCUGUACGACCCUCUUGGGUUUCUGGCUCCAGUAACCGUACGAGGCAGACUUUUACUCAGAGAGCUCUCCAAGCAAGCCGAAGACUGGGACUCAGCACUCCCUCACGAGAUGGAAAGGGAGUGGACAACAUGGAAAACCUCCCUACAAGAUCUUCAAGAGCUGCGGAUACCACGACCUUACUCAUCGUUCCCACUCUGUAAUGCUCAAGACAAAGAGUUAUUUGUCUUCUCUAACGCCUCUGUUCAAGCCAUUUCAGCAGUGGCCUAUCUGAAACUAACCACUGAAUAUGGAAAGAGUGAAGUCGGCUUUGUCUUCGGGAAGGCUAGAUUGGCACCCCAACCAGAGAUUACUGUCCCAAGGUUGGAGCUAUGUGCGGCAGUCCUCGCAGUUGAAAUUGCAGAGAUGGUGGUGGAAGAAAUGGAUAUGAAACUCGACCGCAUCACUUACUUCACCGACAGCAAAGUCGUGUUGGGAUAUAUUCACAAUCAAGCAAGACAGUUCUACGUCUUUGUGAAUAACAGAGUCCAGCGGAUUCGACAGUCGUAAUCCCCAGAACAGUGGCGAUAUGUUCCCACAGAACACAACCCCGCAGACCAUGGGUCCAGAUCAGUCACUGCAGCCUCCCUGAGCACCACAACUUGGUUGACUGGACCAGCUCUCCUCCAGAAACCUUCACCGCACUUCUCCGAACUUGAAGAACCCUUUGACCUCCUCAACCCUCUCACCGAUGCCGAGGUACGUCCAUUGAUCACAACCACUGCAAAAGAUGUCUUGAACGAUGUGAUGAGCACCAAGAGGUUUGAGCAUUUUUCAGCAUGGAGCACACUCAUGACAGCAGUUGCACGCCUGAUCCACAUAGCUCGUUCAUUCUUCAAUUCCACACCAGACAAUGCCUGCCAAGGCUGGCACAUCUUUCGUGCAGGUCCCACUGAAGAGGAGCUGGAGAAAGCAAAGAUCUUCGUGAUCAAAAGCGUGCAGCAGGAGUGUUUCCUCAAAGAAUUGAACUGUAUCGCUAGAGGUAAGAAUCUCUUGUCUCAAAGCAGUCUAAAGAAGCGGAUGAUUGGGAUCGCCCGCCGCAUCCUCGACAGUAUGCUCCUCCAGAAUAUACGGGCUCGUCUUACACAUGAGGUGCUGACAACGUUCAUGGCUGAGGUCACAGCUGUGAUCAAUUCAAGACCCCUCGUCCCUGUAUCUUCGGACCCAGAAGCACCAUUAAUUCUGACUCCAGCCGUGCUGCUGACCCAGAAAACCGGGAGUCCUCCUCCUCCACCUGGAGAUUUUGGGAAGGUGGAACUCCUCAAAGAGGAAUGGAAACGUGUUCAGAGUCUAGCAGAGACCUUUUGGAACAGAUGGCGGCGAGAGUACUUGAGCACACUACAGUGUCGACGCAAAUGGCAAGACGACAGGAACCAGUCUGAAGGAAGGCGACAUAGUCUUGAUGAAGGACAACCAGGUCAAAAGGAACGAGUGGCCGAUGGCCAUCGUCGUGAAAGCCUCACCAAGCAAAGACGGGAAGGUGAGGAAGGUGGACAUUAGGAUUCCUAAGGAUGGAGCGCAGAAGGUUCUCUCUCGAUCCAUCACAGAAGUGGUCCUCCUGUUGUCUCCAGAAGACUCCAAGUGAAAGGCGAUGUGAAGUGGGGUCAUUCGGGGACCCCAGGCGGGGAGUGUUAUGGACAGUAAUUUGUUUUGAGUGUUUUCUUUAUGUUUAUUGUUUUCUGUGGUAAAGUAGCAGUUUAGUUCGGCGAUGACGUCACUUCCUGCGCAAACCGGAAGUGGUCGCAGAUCGGGACUCGCGCGAACGGGCGGCCGACAGCGUUUAUGUGUUUUCCUCAUUAUUCUCCAUGGUUUCACAAGUCUGUUAAGACGCAUUGUCUGUGAGUAUGUGUUUAUAUGGUUUACAUUGAUGUUAAGAGUGAAUUAUUUGGCGAUUUAUAUCUGAAAUUCAUGUCUAUUUUGUAAUGUUUGGUAUUGCAGUUUCACACUGGUUCAGUAAAAAGUCAAACAAGUCCCGGCUUCAACUGCAUUUAUUGAAUCACGUGUUUAACUGUCUGGAUAACCGCUGGUGA